This is a messenger RNA of Phytomonas sp. Hart1, 576 nucleotides long. NCBI's taxonomy places the organism in Eukaryota, Euglenozoa, Kinetoplastea, Trypanosomatida, Trypanosomatidae. The record is from the annotation of a GenBank genome assembly.
AUGCGAAACUACAACAACUUCAACCGCGUGUGGAAGGCGCCGCGCCGCCCGUUCGAGAAGGAGCGUCUGGACCGUGAGAUGAAGCUCUGCGGGCAGUACGGCCUGCGCUGCAAGCGGGAGAUCUGGCGGGUGAACAUGACCUUGUCGAAGAUGCGUCGGACGGCGCGGUUGUUACUGACCUUGCCGGAAAACCACCCCCGACGACUGCUGGAAGGCGCCGCCAUCAUGCGCCGCUGCCAUGACUACGGCUUCCUCGACGAGGAGAAGGACAAGCUCGAUUACGUGCUGUCCCUUACCGUCCCGGAUAUUUUGGAGCGCCGUCUGCAGACGAUCGUCUUCAAAGCCGGGCUCGCGAAGUCCGUCCACCACGCGCGGGUGCUCAUCAAACAGCGCCAUAUUUCGGUUGCCAAGCAGAUCGUGACGAUCCCGUCUUUUAUUGUGCGGGGGAGCAGUGAACGGCACAUCGCGUUUGCCGACGCAUCGCCGUUCGGGAAUGGCCGCCCAGGCCGCGUCCGACGCGUGCGCGCGAAGGCCAGCAAACGCGCCGCCGCCGGUGGUGGCGACGACGACGAAUAA